AUGAGCGAAGAAGAGGAAUUGCUGGAGGAGGACAAGUACGGUAGACUGGUGAGCGUGUAAAGUACCCUCGGAACUCGAUCCUCUUCCUCUCCUUCUUCAGAUUUGCCGAAAAUACGGUACGAUCCAUCCGACGCACGAAAAACUGUCAAAAAAGAUGAUCUGCGAGGCGUUCGACGACGAAUCGCCGCCCGUUUCGUACAAAUCCACGUCGACGGACUCUCCGAUCUCCCAACAAACGAGCCAAACGGAGACGGAGGUGUUCGUGGGAGGAGCCACCGAAAAGGAAGCGGAGCAGCUCAUCGGAUACCGCGGAUUCGUGAUCUACUACCGAAUGGCCAGUGAUGGCACCGUUCAGUUCUCGCUUCCACUCAUGCUCGCUUAUCGGUUUAUUCUUGUCUCUCAUCAGCUUUUUCCAGAAGAAUCCUUUUUCAGAUCCACGAAAAAUUUCUACUAUCACUUUACAAUCUCCAAAAGGAAGCAGCACGAUCCGAUUCGAAAGCUCACGCGCCAUCUGUUCAGAGUGGAAUACGAGGAUGCGAUGGACAAAUCGUGCGAGCCGCAUCUUCUGAAUCCCGAGUUCCUUUCGUUGCAAACAAUGAUAAAACACUACGAAACGUUCUCGUUCCAUGAUAUGGCCACUGGCGCUUUGGAGACGUUUCCGGUGUGGAGGAAGGACUGA
Caenorhabditis sp. 36 PRJEB53466 is the source of this 679-nucleotide messenger RNA. Lineage: Eukaryota; Metazoa; Nematoda; Chromadorea; Rhabditida; Rhabditidae. The record is from the annotation of a GenBank genome assembly.